AUGGACGUCCUCUCGCUUCUGAAGGAGGAAGACGACAACCCGCGCGGACGCGGCGGCGCGACCGAGGCCUCUGGCCGGGUCCACCAGGGCGCCACUCUCGACGAGGCGGCCGCGGUCGAGGCUGCGCGGCAGGAGGCAAAGGAGCGCCGGAUACCGCUUCGCGAGCAGGAGGCGGGGAUCCUGCACCUGCUGCAGGCCAAGAGCCUCUUCGCGCGGCUGCGCCUGCCCGAACCGCACUACGACGCGGACGGCAAGCUCCUCUGGACGCCUCCCGGCGACCUCGUCCUCCGGCGCGUGUACGACGACCUCUCGCGCUGCUGCGCGCCGGACGUGUCGCAGCACCCGAAGCGCGAGGAGGGCUUCGCCAAGCUGAGCGAGGCGUACGACACCAUCUCCAACAAGAACGGGAGGCGAGACUGUCUCUGCUCGUCGCCCGGGACGCGAGACGCGUACGUCGCUGAGCGGGUGGCGGAGCUGCGCCGGCUCGAGCAGCUGCGCGAGCAGGUGCGGCGCGAGGCAGAGGAGAAGGCGGCGGAGAGCUCCGCGGCGUCGUCGCCGAGGCCGUCUGGCCAAGACCACCGCGAGCCGUGGCGGCACACGCGGAACACAGAUGCGGAACACGGAUACCCAGACGCCGUCGUCGAGACGCAAGCCGCGGUCUCGUCCAUCCGUUCAAAGCUGAGCGCGCCAAAGGCGGCGCGAGCGGAGCUUGGCGGCGCGGAGGAGCACCGCGCAAAGAUGGAGGCGGCGGGCAAGCCCGUCCCGCACUACCGCAAGUGA
This is a messenger RNA of Emiliania huxleyi CCMP1516, 780 nucleotides long. RefSeq lists its product as hypothetical. The record is from RefSeq and is a predicted model, not a curated record. The coding region runs from base 1 to 780 and encodes 259 amino acids. The transcript is spliced from 4 exons. NCBI's taxonomy places the organism in Eukaryota, Haptophyta, Isochrysidales, Noelaerhabdaceae.